Molecule: messenger RNA, 390 nt
Organism: Cynocephalus volans (Philippine flying lemur)
Lineage: Eukaryota; Metazoa; Chordata; Mammalia; Dermoptera; Cynocephalidae
Product: large ribosomal subunit protein P2-like
Exons: 2
Coding region: 1-390 (129 amino acids)
Biological process (GO): cytoplasmic translational elongation
Cellular component (GO): ribosome; cytosolic large ribosomal subunit
Molecular function (GO): structural constituent of ribosome
Source: RefSeq, a predicted model, not a curated record
AUGGAGUCCACACGCCCUGUGGGGGGGCCAACGCCACAUGAUCCAGCAGCAGGAAAUCUCCUACGUGCUGGCCAUCUUGGGGGCAACUCCUCCCCCAGCAUAAAGGACAUCAAGAAGAUCCUGGACAGCAUGGGCAUUGAGGCAAACAAUGACAAGUUCAACAAGGUCAUUAGUGAACUGAAUGGAAAAAAGAUUGAAGACCUUAUUGCCCAGGGUAUUGGCAAGCUUGCCAGUGUGCCUGCUGGUGGGGCUGUGGCUUUCUCUACGGUCCUAGGCUGUGCAGCUCCUGCUGCUGACUCCACCUCCACUGCAGCAGAGAAGAAGAAAGAUGAGAAGAAGGAAGAAUCCAAUGAAUCAGAUGAUGACAUGGUAUUUGGCCUAUUUGAUUAA